Molecule: messenger RNA, 393 nt
Organism: Symbiodinium sp. CCMP2592
Lineage: Eukaryota; Dinophyceae; Suessiales; Symbiodiniaceae
Source: the annotation of a GenBank genome assembly
AUGACUGCAAAGUUACGCAAGCAGCUUCUCAAGAAGCAAGCACAGUCAGGAUCCAAGUUGGUGAAACGAGGUGUGGAUGGCAAAGGAAGGAAAACCGCAGAGGGGCAGGACCAGGUCAUCCCGUCGCCCGAGCUCGACGAUCCAGAUCUGCUCCAGUUUGAAGACUCCGAGAUGGUGGAGCCCCCAAAGAACACCCAGCAGGCAGUGGAUGCCAAGAUGGAACAGACCACAGAGGAUUCGACCGACAAGCUUAAGGUCACGGUGGAGCCCCCAAAGGAAACCCAGCAGGCAGUGGAUGCCAAGACGGAGCAGACCACAGUGGAUUCGGCCAAGGGUCAACAGAACGACCAGGUGCAGCUGUUAUUAAUGCAUGCCCCGACUAGCUUAUACUAG